This is a messenger RNA of Penicillium cataractarum, 1236 nucleotides long. RefSeq lists its product as uncharacterized. The transcript has 2 exons. The record is from RefSeq and is a predicted model, not a curated record. The coding region runs from base 1 to 1236 and encodes 411 amino acids. Lineage: Eukaryota; Fungi; Ascomycota; Eurotiomycetes; Eurotiales; Aspergillaceae.
AUGAACAUACACUGCCUAUAUACACCAUACAACCUACAGACAUACAAUCUCAAUAUUCUACAUCCUAAUCAAAAAGCUAACAGACAAUUCCAACCAGACAAUAAACCCCCUCCACUACCCCAUCCCCGCCACGAUUCCCCUCAUACCCCACAGCCCCAACCCCAAUGCGCCCUCCUCACCCGCCUCUCCCCCGAACUGCGCCUAAUAAUCUGGGAAAUGGCCCUAGGCGGCCGACGACUACACAUCAUCCAACACAGCGGCCAGCGUCUCGGCCAUGUUAUUUGUCCACUGGGACAUGACCACAGUGCUAGCACUGGCAGUGGUACUGGGCCUGGAGCGGAGUCCGGAUCUCGGCCGAGGCUAGACUCUUAUAAUAAGCUUGCCCGGGGCACGGGGCAGCCGUUUUGUGAGAUCUGUCAUGGUGCGGGGGUUGCGCAGCCUGUUAAAGAGGGUGAUUCGUGGGGUGUUGGGUGUGAUGGGUUGCUUGGGUUGGUGUUGACGUGUCGGCAAAUAUUCUCCGAGUCUAUUCACCUCCUCUACGCUACGAAUACCUUUGAAUUCAGUAUCCCCUGGUCACUACCAUACUUACAACCUACAAUUCCAUCAGAAUACUGGGAAUGUAUUCGAGCUGUGGAGCUACGCUGGUCAUUCCCAGGGCAUUGGUUACCGACUAAAGAUCCCGUGCGCGCCAUAUACGUCUCCGCGGGCCGGGCCCAGUGGCUAGAGACGUGUCGUUCAUUGAAGCAAUUACCGGCGCUGAGGUCAUUCGUUCUCGUGCUGGGUAGUAGCUGGUUCAGUGAGCCAGUGGAAAAGCUACCAGUGUUUCUAGAGCCGUUAUGUGGGUUACAUGUUAUACAGGGGAAAAGAAAAACUGCACUGGUGCGAGAGAAGGUGGACAUGGGAAUGGAUCUGAUGGAUUGGAGGAAGGGAAGUGGGAGUAGUUCUAGUUCAGAUGAGGAGAUGAGCUCGAGGGUGAGUUUCGAGUCGAGUUCUUCGUCGCGAUUGACGGGGAGUUCGGCUUCGAGCCUUCGGUCUGAAGGGUCAGCUUGUUCUUUUUUUGAUUCUGGAUUGACGCGGUUGAUGGAUAGCAAGGAUGACACUGACAGGGAUGUUGAUACUGAUUUGGCUACGUGGGAGCUUCGACUACAGGGUCAGUCGUACUAUUCUCAUGAGGUGGGCCAGAUUGGGGAUGAUCUGUGGCGGAGGGGGGUUGACUGUUGGAUCUCGACGGUGUGA